AUGGCAAACAUAAGCGGCCAGUCAAACUUUGACAUAUUCCAGCAAGUUCUUCGUAAAAUUGACAAGGGACAAUCAUCUGGCAAGAAAGUAACGCCAAGACUUGAAUCAGUAGAGCUGUCGGAAAUUGUACAGGAUGACAUACCAUCUAGCAUAAGGUCGUUUAAUUCUCCGAGGGAGAGAGAUAUUUUGCCUUUUAUUCGGCAGACAACCCGAUGGGACCACGAAUUGCGUCACAAAAUUGAGCUAUUAGAGGUGCCAGACAAAGAUUGGACGACAUGGACAAAUGUAGACACGGAGAAAAUGCUAAGAUCUUAUAUUCGGCAUCAAAGGGUGUUUUCUAGGUCGGGAACGAAAGUCACCGAUCAUCUAGUGUUCUUUAAUGCUUCAGAAAUCAUACCAAGAGAACUUUGGGACUUGGGCAAAACAAAGGGUCUACGGAACUCAAGAUUUACUCAUCGGGAUAAGUCUGAUUCAUCUUCGGAAGAUGAUUUCUACGGGUACCAAAUUCAAACUCGAAAGAUUGUGAUUAACCACGAACGCUACCGAGACUUGUUCUUCGAAAUCGUGGAUAUCAAGAAGAAUACUCCAUCAACGCUAUCGAUAUCUGCCAUCAAGACUUUGGAGGCACUCGACAAAUUUAUCGACCAUGUUUUCCCCGGUGCCAGAAAGCUUUUUGGAAAAGAAUAUCAGGGCAUACAAAUACCGUAUUCUCAUAUAUGGGUAUUCUUUAAGCCCGGAAGAAUCAUUUACGAGAAGCGCCUAAUCCCCCCCCUCAACGAACCGUACGAGCAAUGUUUCCGGGUGAAAAGGGCUGGUGAAUAUGCUAGUCGUUGCGACGGAAGCAGCGUCUUUCGGCUGCUUGUAGAGGAAAUCAUUUCUGUGCUGGGAAGUGGAGAGAGCCCAGGCAAUCGACUCGUUUUAACGAGUCGACACAUACGGGAAUAUAAUGGCUUGCGAGAUAUUACGACCGAGGACAUAGGCAUUGUCCCUUUGAGCAUUAUUCCCAAGGAAAAGCAAAGGGAGAUUUGUACUGCCAUUUCACAAAGAAGCCGUCAAUUCCUCCACCUCUCAGCUAUGCCUUUCAGCGUUUGGAACUACAAAGGACCGGUAGAGCUUCUUACCCAGAUCACAGGACAGGUCACAAUGGAAGACACGAAUCUGUCAAUGGCGGGGAGGGCGUGGCAAAGGCACACCCACGAGAAUGUGGUCAUAGACCUAAAAUCUUCGACCAAUUACCUUAAUCAUCGCUUUCCGGGAUGGCUCCAUAGCUUUCACAAUUCAGAUAAUGACACAGAAAAGAAGAUUUGGCCCCAGAUAUCGGGCAUGGAACCCGGCGGGGAGCCUGAUUCAGAAGCUGGAGGCUACAUGGAGCAUUUUCUUUUAAUAUGUCGAGGUUAUCUACCAGGAUACCUAAUAUCCUCGAUGAUCUAUGCAGUCAAUAUUCUGGUUAGCGAGCUGCGCCAGCCUGUCUGGGAUCACCAGCAUCGGUGGGGGCCAGUGGCCAUGUCGUGCCCCGAUGAAUCUCGUUGGUAUACACUCUUACAAGGGUAUUUCGAAGAAGAAGAAGAAGAAAUGCAGACGAAACUCGCCCGGCGUCAAACGAGAGGUUCUGGUCUGGUACUUGUAUUGCAAGGGUCGAAAAUCUUGACAAGAAUAGUGGCGAACAAUAUCUCUACCAAAUUGAAAAGACCACUAGUUUCCCUGAGCCUUACAGAGGAUGGCCAACGACUUUUAGAGGCUUCGAACGAAUCGCUCAGAUGGGGUGGACUUCUACAUAUAGACCAGCACGAAAUUCACAAUAGCCAACAACAGGCUAGAGAACUGGCCAGACACUUUUCGCUUUAUCCUAGCGUUGUGUUGGUGACAUGCAACGAUGCAAUUGAGCUAGGAACAGCUUGUGAAGGCGAGAUCGAUGGUGUUAUCGCGUGUAACACAUCUUCGGGUAACCCAAUACUAGAAGUGUGGAAGACAUAUCUCGUUACAGAACUACCAGAACUCACUGUGCCGAUCUCGGAACAGCGUCUCAAUGAUGCUUGUCGAAUCUUGGCGCAGCUUGAGCCUAAGGAGAGCCGUAUGGGAAAAGUUUUGAAGACGGCUAAAAGAAUAGCCAUAGCCGAGAGGAGCGUGGUCAGCUUUGGUCAUAUUUUUGCUGUGAUUCGGUCGUCCCUAUCUCUAGCCAAACUUGAGGAGGUCAAGGAUAUCCUGGCGGCUGGUGAUGGACUUGGAUGA
Molecule: messenger RNA, 2229 nt
Organism: Fusarium mangiferae
Lineage: Eukaryota; Fungi; Ascomycota; Sordariomycetes; Hypocreales; Nectriaceae
Exons: 5
Coding region: 1-2229 (742 amino acids)
Source: RefSeq, a predicted model, not a curated record